GCUCUCCCCAAACCGAACCGUUCUUGCAUCUGGCUGGCCAAUGAGAUGCGCAACGGCCCGUGUUUCGUGAUGAUAACACUCGAUGGCAUGGCGGACGGCUUAUCUCCCCCGGGGAUUUAUAUCAUCACGAUGCAACACCUACCUGGACCCGGUACCGGAGAGCUGGCACGAGAGAGCUGCAACCUUCCUGACCCUUCCUCUGUCGGACUUGUUGUAGGCUCCAACGCCAGCUGUGAUGCGUGCCACUCAAUCGCUGAAAUUUCAACGAGACGACCCCUGAGAAUCUCCUCCCCAUUUCGGUUGCCAUUCUCCCCUCUGUUUGAAAAUCUGCCUCAACCUUUCGCUUUGACCGCUCAGUUCCAUCUUCAGCAAUGGCUCGGACGUGGCAACCCGGCCAUGACGACCUCAUGCUUGAUGAGGAGGCAAAGGUCAACGUUGACUACCUCGCCCAUUCCUGGACGCACGAGGAGAUGUGGGCCACCAGAAAGCACAUCCGCAAGAUCAAGCACGGCAACAUCGUCCGAAGUCGGUUUGAAAACGCCCUGUGGAGAGCGUGGCCGGCGUCCAGCCCACGGCCUCGGCGUCUGCCAGCCGAAUUCCUGGCCUGGGACAAGGACAGCGACAUCACCUGGCUCUACGGCCCAUUGAAAUCCGACAAGAGCCCCAACACAGCAGACAAGACGUCAAACUCAAUCAAACCUCGCCAAGAGCCAAAGAAAUCGUCUCUCAAGCGAAAGCCCAGCAUCUGGGAGGUAUCCGACGCCGCCACACCAGCCCCGUCCCCCUCAACCGGCAAGUCCCUUCUCGGCCGAUUCUGGAACAUCACCAUCCAAACAGUCCCAGGCAUCAUCCUCAGCUCCCCACAACCCUGGCCCCAGCGCAAGAAAUGCCGCGUCCACUUCGAAGAGCAGGUCCAGCGGUGCCAAUACAGUAACACCAGCGCCCUAUCCCACAGCCUCCCUUAUUUCUUGGAGAAUUCUGCUGCGUACGCAGACGCAGGACAGAACUGGCAGACUAUCGAGCCGCUGCCCUCGACCUUCCUGUCGGGCUUUGAGAUGUUCGAGCCAGCCGGCUCGGGGCAUUGCCACUCGUUCUUCAAUUUUCUCGAGGAGCUGGAUCAGUCGAUUUGAGGUGGAAGGGGUGGAGAUGGGGAGAUAUGGGUA
Messenger RNA from Aspergillus heteromorphus CBS 117.55, 1163 nucleotides. RefSeq lists its product as uncharacterized. The record is from RefSeq and is a predicted model, not a curated record. Lineage: Eukaryota; Fungi; Ascomycota; Eurotiomycetes; Eurotiales; Aspergillaceae. Bases 372 to 1130 code for a protein of 252 amino acids. The transcript has 4 exons.